Protopolystoma xenopodis is the source of this 570-nucleotide messenger RNA. NCBI's taxonomy places the organism in Eukaryota, Metazoa, Platyhelminthes, Monogenea, Polystomatidea, Polystomatidae. The record is from the annotation of a GenBank genome assembly.
AUGACAAGACGACGAUUUUAUCCUCAAAAUCAAUUUAUACUUGAUGCUGAGGGGCCUUCUGACGGCCCUAGUAGAUCAAAGAAGAAGCGCCUCCGUCGUAAGCGCAAUCGUCAACUGGAGCUAUCUUGCCUAUACAAUCUGGAUCUUGGUACGUCCAGCAAUUCUGCGAAGAUUCUACGCGGCGAUGUGGAGAGUUCGGCCAAGGUUACUAUGGUUGAAGAGAUUUUGACAGAUGAAUGCAAGGAAGACGUGAGGCCUGUUGUUGGUGAUGUAGUUGCGAAGCCACGGCUAUCUAAGUAUCGGCAAAAAGCGAAUGCUCCUCAAGAUUACUCUCCAUCGCGACAUAAGCAUGAACAAAUAAGGGACAUACCUAAAGAUGACGACUACCGAGGUAAGAGAGCCAUAGCCGUGACCAUCAAACAAGAUAAAUUGACGGACAAGAAGUCUAAGAGGGACAAUUUACUCAUUUCCGAUGCUCGCCUCAAGGCUGCUGGUAUUGAUCCUAAGUUCUACAGGUAUGGAAAAAUUCAUAAAAGUAUGAAAAAUCCAGAGGAUUUAGCUGCAGAUUAA